AUGGCCGGACAAUCUUCAUACUCAUCUUCCCUACCAUCAUUGCCUUCCCAAGCCCUCGUCACUGCACGGGAGGUGGCAUUCCUCGCUGCUGGCCGCCGCCUCGCCGGCCAACCCAAGCCUUCCUCAAAAAUCGCCGGAAAACCCCGACGAAAGUCCUCUAUAGCCAAACCACUCACCAUUCGAGAGGGGCUGAGCACGGAGAGUGCCUCUGCCACUAGACCUGAGGUGGCGUUCCCAGUACCUUCGUCAGAAAGUGAACUGAAGAGUAGAGACAACAAAGAGGUAUUUGGGAGCAUUUUGAGUAAUAUGAAAAGGGAGGGGUGGCUACCGGAAGCUGGAAUUGUAAACCAGCCCCUGCCUUCAGAGGAGGAAAUGGCGAAAGCUUCACGAAGAAUGGCCCUGGCUACUACGGAUCCUAAGGAGACUGUUCCAAUAGACUCCAAUGAGGGACCCAUCAAGAUUGUUUUGGAGGUUAUAGGAGCGAAGAAGCAGUCGGAGUCGGCCGAAGGGAAGAAAAAGAGAAAAAGUAAAGAAAAAUGUCUGGAAGGAGAUGAAGCUUCCCGGUUGAAAAAGGAAAAGAAAGAAAAGAAAGAGAGUGAAAAGAAACAACGCAGGCGAGAAGAGAAGCGCCUGAAGAAGGAGAAGAAAAGGAAGAGGGUGGAAAGCCCAAAUUUUGACGGAGAAUCAACCACCACAAGGGUGGAAGAGGGGGUGUCAACGCAAGCCAAAGCAUCAGCGCAACCUCAAGUUUCAUCACCGCAUAUUAGAAUGGUUGCUACUGAAGAUAGAGAAGAUCCUGACAUCACCCCUCUUAUGCAGCGUCGCAAGGAGAAUGCGCCGCAAGGGUCUACAAGUGACCCAUUAUUUUUCCAACGCAUAGUAGAAGAAGCGGAGAGAAGAAAAAGAGAAGCAGAGGAGAAGAAAGAAAAGUUGUCACAUGCGCACCAAAUCAUCGCAUCAGGCGAUCUGGCCAGGAAACUUCACGAUGAAGAUGUGUGUUGUGACAACGCAAAGGCAGCAGAAGAAUAA
Benincasa hispida (wax gourd) is the source of this 1029-nucleotide messenger RNA. The record is from RefSeq and is a predicted model, not a curated record. Lineage: Eukaryota; Viridiplantae; Streptophyta; Magnoliopsida; Cucurbitales; Cucurbitaceae.